AUGGCCACUGCCAAUGCUAUGAGCAGUAGUUGUCAGAGCAUAGCUGCUGUUACAAAUAUGUCGACAAGCGUUGGUGGUGGUUGUUUACGUUCCACCGGUGGCAAUGGUGGCAAUACUCAGUAUGUCAUGGGUACCGGCAGUUUGGGUCGACUCAAGCUAAAAACAUUGGGCGCCAGUGAUGAGGAAUUAGAUUUUGCCCAGUUAUCUCAAUCGACCCAUAUAUUGGGACGUGUUAAAUCCGAACGUUUCCUAUCAUCUAAAGUGGAUGAAGAUCGUCGCCGCCGCACAAUUAUUGUCGAGAAGAAAAACGAUUCCUUUGGCUUUACCCUGCAAAGUUAUGGCAUCCAUUAUAAGAAGGAUCAGGAAGUGGAGAUGAUUACCUAUGUCGACUAUGUGGAGUAUGAUGGACCAGCCUAUAAGGCCGGGAUGCGUGAGGGUGAUGUCAUACUCUCGAUUAAUGGCCAAAAUAUGGAGAAGGCAGAUCACAAGACCCUGGUGGAUUUUAUUAAAAGUUGUGAUUCUCGGAUGCGUAUGGUGGUGCUGUUCGAGGAUUGUGUGAGGAAGGUCAAUUUACACAUGCGUUAUAUCCAGCUACAAAAUCUCCUCCAAAAUAAAAUGAAUGAAUUGGAACGCAUCUGUGUCAGGGAACGUGAAUUGUUGGAGGGCAAAUGGAAAACCCAUUCUCUGCCGGCUCGUAAAAAGGCCAACACGUCCACCGAACCGGGUGGCACGGAAACGGGAAAUUCUCCUACAGACACAGAGAUAAAUCUACCCUAUUAUCGUCCGGCUUUGUCAACCGAAGAUUUUAGUAAUUUGGCUCGCCAAGCAUCCCAGCAGACAAUAAUACCACCACCAGCUCAAUAUAUGCUCUCCUAUCAGUAUUUCGAUCCAACCUAUCGUUAUGUUCUGAAACCCUCCAUAUCGACCACCAGUAGUGGUGAUUGUUUUGUGACAAUAGGAGAGGCACCACUGAGUCGGGCCCAGUCAGGGGAUACCACCACAGCUGGGGCUAGUUCGCAACAUUUUACCAGCCAAAGGAGGGCAAGUGUUUCGCAGACCCCACCGGCGCCACCGCCCCGAACCUGUGAGAAACACAAACCACCAAAUAAACAGCAGCAGCAACAAUCUACACCUGCUAAACAGGACGGAGGAGCAUCCGCUUCGGCGGCUGCGGGUUCCCAGAAAUCCAGCAAGGCAGGUAAACAUUGCCAUGGACGUUCCUGUAAUCCUUGUAUAGAUUUUCGUUGGAAAUCCUCAGCCAAGACAGCGGCCCUGGCGGCCAGUGGUAAUGGUGGCGGUGGUGGUGACAAUGUUAGUUUGGAUGCCUACGACUUGGCCAGUCCCUGUUGUGAUACCCAGUGUGUUCCAACACGGCGCCAUGUACGCCACCAUCACAAGGAGCACACGCAUAAACAUAAGCAUCGUGAUCGUGAACGAGAAAGUGAGUCCAAAGAACGACCACCACGUCCCAAGUCACAGAGUCAUGUUUCACCGGGACCCAUCACGCGACAGCAUCAUCAUCACCAUCAUCAUGUGGCCCAUGAUCCGGUGCAUCAUCAUCAGGCUGCUCAACAUUAUCAGUAUUAUGGAACAGGUCAGCAGCAGCAACAACAACAACAUCACCAACAAUCCAUGUCCAGUCAACAUCAGAAAUCUGGUCAUGGAUGUGAUUCGCAUAGUGGUAGCAUAAGGUCAAGGUAUUUUGAUCUAGCCUCCGGUCUGGCUAGUCACUGUAGUCUCCAUUCGUGUACGUCCAGUGAAUUUCAGCAACCGGAUACGGCAUCCUAUACCACAUCGAUUAGUACGGAUACUCUGUUCUAUGAUCCGAAUAGUGAAAAUCCUGGUAUGGCAUCAAGGCAGCAUUCAACAAAAUCCAGGCAAUCGACAUGUCAGCAACAACAUCAGCAGCAGCAACAACAACAGCAGCAUCAGCAACAACAACAACAGCAGCAUCAACAUCACCAUCAUCAUUCUCAGCAGGGAGAACCGGCCCAAUAUAUGCAUCACAUGUACCAACAGCGUUACCAUAUCACCGCCACACAAAUCCAACCGGCCCAAAUAUUCCCCAAUACCGCCUAUGUACACAAACCCAAGUCCUGGGAUAAUUUAACUGCUGCCAACCUGGGGGCCUAUGGCUACGGUUAUGGCUAUCUGGACACGGUGGCCAUGAAACCCAUUGUCAAUUUACAAAUUGCCCAGCAGCGGCAUUCCAUACCUCGUAAAAAUCCCUAUGGGCGUUAUUCGGCCUAUACCGAUGUGGAGAAUUAUGCUCCACCACCUACGGAAUUCUUGGAGCAGGUGACCACCACUACCACCACAAUAACUGCCAAAUCAGCCGAAGAUAUUCUGGCCUCACCGGGUACGGGACCUUCAUCUGCUGCCACCCUCACCGCCACCACUAAUCCCUGUGAAUGCAUCAAUUCGCAGCAGCACCAACAGGCCAUCAAAAUGGCUCAAAUGCAAAUCAAUCAAGGACAUGGCCAUCACAACAGCUGUCAACUAGGCUACUAUUCACAUCUGCCACAACCGAAAACGGAUGCGGCGACCUCAACGGCCGGAUCACCACAAACAGCCAAUGCUGCCACCGUAACGGAAGUGACACGUUUGUAG
Musca vetustissima is the source of this 2610-nucleotide messenger RNA. RefSeq lists its product as uncharacterized. The transcript is spliced from 4 exons. Lineage: Eukaryota; Metazoa; Arthropoda; Insecta; Diptera; Muscidae. The record is from RefSeq and is a predicted model, not a curated record. Gene Ontology annotation, molecular function: protein binding. Bases 1 to 2610 code for a protein of 869 amino acids.